Molecule: messenger RNA, 2971 nt
Organism: Gastrolobium bilobum
Lineage: Eukaryota; Viridiplantae; Streptophyta; Magnoliopsida; Fabales; Fabaceae
Product: DEAD-box ATP-dependent RNA helicase 8-like
Exons: 10
Coding region: 464-1975 (503 amino acids)
Biological process (GO): cytoplasmic stress granule assembly; P-body assembly
Cellular component (GO): cytoplasmic stress granule; P-body
Molecular function (GO): RNA helicase activity; ATP binding; mRNA binding
Source: RefSeq, a predicted model, not a curated record
UCAUGGAAAACCCAUUUUGACGACCUUAACCAAUCCAUUUUCAUAACAAAAAUUCGAGGAAAAUCACAUUUUUAUUUUUCUCUCUUCGAUUUCUCCAACCUUUCCACAAAUCACUCGCUCGAAUCAAACCAAAACAAUUGUAGCCCUCAAACUGCUUGCUGUAGAUCUGUACAAAAACUCCCAAGCAUUUUUCUUUCUCCAAAUUUCGAUAGAAAACCGUCUCCUACCCAUUUUUUUGGGUCCCUGUAUGAUACCCUAAGAAAUUUCAGAUUUUUCUUCCCAGAUUUUGUUAGUUUAGGCCGCAAUCGCAACCCCAUUUCUUGAAAUCAUCGUUCGCGGGGUUUGGCUCUAGUUCCCAAUUCAGCGACCCAGUAGAAACCCUAGCUUCUUACUAGUAGAUAGCUUCUUGUACAUUGUUUUUGGGUAGAAAUUUUUUGUGGGUUUUUUGUUUUGAAUAGGUAGGAUGAACAAUAGAGCGAGAUACCCACCUGGGAUCGGUCUAGGACGAGGUAAUGGAGGUUUGAACUCGAACCCUGGGUUUCAACCAAGGCCACAUCAACAUCAGUAUGUGCAGAGGCACAUGGUGCAUCCUCAGCAGUAUCAGCAGCAUCAACAGAAUCAGCAACAUCAGCAUCAGCAACAGCAGCAGCAACAGCAACAACAACAACAACAGUGGUUGAGAAGAACCCAAUUGGGGGGUACUGACACCAACGUUGUUGAGGAGGUUGAGAAGACUGUACAGUCUGAAGCCGUCGACCCAAGGUGUUCACAAGAUUGGAAGGCAAGACUAAAGAUUCCACCAGCUGAUACACGCUAUAAGACUGAGGAUGUAACAGCAACGAAAGGAAAUGAAUUUGAGGAUUACUUUUUGAAGCGUGAGCUGCUGAUGGGAAUAUAUGAGAAGGGUUUUGAGAGGCCUUCUCCUAUCCAAGAAGAAAGCAUUCCAAUUGCUCUUACUGGUAGUGACAUUCUUGCUAGGGCCAAAAAUGGAACUGGCAAAACAGCUGCAUUUUGCAUUCCUGCAUUGGAAAAAAUUGAUCAGGAUGAUAAUGUUAUUCAAGUUGUUAUCCUGGUCCCAACACGAGAAUUAGCUUUGCAAACAUCUCAAGUGUGUAAAGAGCUCGGAAAACAUUUGAAAAUUCAAGUUAUGGUUACAACAGGUGGUACUAGCCUGAAAGAUGAUAUUAUGCGUUUAUAUCAGCCAGUUCAUUUGCUAGUUGGAACUCCAGGAAGAAUAUUAGAUCUUGCAAACAAGGGUGUAUGCGUUCUAAAAGAUUGCUCUAUGCUUGUAAUGGACGAGGCUGAUAAGCUUCUCUCCCCAGAGUUCCAACCUUCUAUAGAGCAUCUGAUUCAAUUUCUUCCUUCAAACCGUCAAAUUCUGAUGUUUUCAGCUACAUUUCCUGUUACCGUAAAGGACUUCAAGGAUAGAUAUCUUCGUAGGUCGUAUGUCAUUAAUCUUAUGGAUGAGCUAACUCUGAAGGGUAUUACACAAUUUUAUGCAUUUGUGGAAGAGAGGCAGAAAGUCCACUGCCUGAAUACCCUUUUCUCUAAGCUGCAAAUAAACCAGUCAAUCAUCUUCUGCAAUUCUGUGAAUCGGGUUGAACUCCUUGCUAAGAAAAUCACAGAACUUGGGUAUUCAUGUUUCUAUAUUCAUGCAAAGAUGUUGCAAGACCACCGUAAUAGAGUAUUUCAUGACUUCCGCAAUGGUGCAUGCAGGAAUUUAGUUUGUACUGAUCUUUUCACUAGGGGAAUAGACAUCCAAGCAGUCAAUGUCGUUAUUAAUUUUGAUUUCCCCAAGAACUCAGAAACUUAUCUGCACAGGGUUGGUCGUUCAGGGAGGUUUGGGCACCUUGGUUUAGCAGUGAACUUGAUCACUUAUGAGGAUCGCUUCAAUUUAUAUAGAAUUGAACAAGAACUUGGCACUGAAAUAAAACAAAUUCCGCCACACAUUGAUCAGGGAAUAUAUUGCCGGUGACUGGUGGUAAAUAAGGGGUUGUAUUCACAACCGUGGUGGAUAGCAAUGGUUGAUGUGGCUGUCAUUGCAGUUGCUAAUGAAUGUUCUGCACUAUGAAAAAUGGGGUAUUGUCAGACCCUUUUUGAUUGUUUUUUAAUUAAUUUCUGCAUUUAUAAGGACCUUCAGAAAGUUGAAUACUGGCUUUUAAGUACCAGAUAGAUGCUGGGUCCAGUUUGGGUUUCCAUGGAUUACAUUUGCAGAUGUGUUUGUUACUAACUGAUUUUACUCUCUAUUUUUCCAUUUCGUUGGUAAUCCUUGAACUGUUUAGGAAUGUGCCUUGAUAUGAAGAUGUCCCUUCCUAUCCUAUUAUGCUAUUUGAUUUGCCAUGUUGGUUCCCUUAAAAUUAUUAUUUUUAGUCAGUUAUAGGAAUUUUCACAUCUAAAAGGGGGUGAACCAGAGCAGUGCUAAAGUUUUCUUUCAUGACCAAAAAAGGUCAUAGGUUCGAAUCCAGGAAACAGCCUCUUUGCAUUUAUGCAAGGGUAAGGCUGCGUACAAGGAUUACCUCCACUCCACGUUCACUAGUCGGGUUUAACGGGGAGUGGUUCUUAUAGGAAUUUCCACAUCUGCUGCUCAAAUUAUAUUACAUGGUACUCGGUUAUCCUUUUGGCAAUUUAUUUUUUAUAUGAUCAUUGCCAGUUGAAGGGCCUGCCAAGUCAUUUUUGCAAAUGUUGAUUGCGUGAGGGUUAGCCGUAGCAGCAGUGGUUUAUUAUUAGUAGCUUUCGAAAUUCAUGGAUGUGUUUUGGUACUCCACAAGCAACUUUGGACCUUGGUUAUGAUGUAGCACAUUUCCAUUUGUCUAAUACUUGAGUUUGUUCACAAUUUAUUAGUGGCAUUGCAUAUUAUGCACGUUUUAAUGUUUAGGCAUUCCAUUUCCUUGUAGGCAAGUUUUGCAAAGUGAUAUUCUGAAAAAAAAUUAAUAGAAUGGUGUGUAAUGUUUCUUUUCAUGCAAUAAAAAUG